Hyla sarda is the source of this 3316-nucleotide messenger RNA. It is a transcript of the gene TUT1, whose product is annotated as terminal uridylyl transferase 1, U6 snRNA-specific. The coding region runs from base 54 to 2504 and encodes 816 amino acids. Lineage: Eukaryota; Metazoa; Chordata; Amphibia; Anura; Hylidae. The transcript is spliced from 10 exons. The record is from RefSeq and is a predicted model, not a curated record. Gene Ontology annotation, molecular function: zinc ion binding; RNA binding; poly(A) RNA polymerase activity. Gene Ontology annotation, cellular component: mitochondrion.
AUACUCGGAGGUACUUCUAGCGCUGGUGACGUCAUCACUGUGCGCCGGGCAGCAUGGCGGCUGCGGAGAAUGAGAUCUCUCCCGAUGUACAGUCCACCGAUCGGGGCGGCUUCCGGUGCCUACUUUGCGGUGUUACCGUUCCGAACCGUCCGAGCCUCACAGAUCACCUACAGGGACGGCGCCAUAAGCGAAUGUGUGAGGAGCGAGACAAGCGCCAGCAGCAGCAGGAGCGGAGUGUGUUUGUCAGCGGCUUCUCAAAGGACACCUCCGAGGACCAACUCAAAGAGGUCUUUGAAAGAAUAAGCUCAGUGACGAAAAUAGUGAUGGACAAAGACCGGGGCCUCUAUGCUAUUGUAGAAUUCGAGGGUCCGGACGGCGUGAGCCUAGCGCUUUCACAGACGGACAUUAAGCUAGAAGGUGACCGCCUGAAAGUGAGACCACGUGAAAAGAAGGCGUUUAAAAAAACCCAGAAGGGAUCGGGCCACCGAAGCCUGCAGCCCCCUGAUCCAGAGACCCUCAGCAAGCAGCUCCUGCGCUGUACUGAUGUAGAAGAUCAAAUGAAAAACAUUGUCUCUCUCUGUUCUCCAUCUCAUCACGAGAGUCGCCUGCGGGAGCUGCUGCUUUCCCUCCUACGAGAAACAUUUACUGAGUUCUUCCCAGGUUGUCAGCUUCUCCCUUUCGGUUCCUCCAUAAAUGGCUUUGAAGUCAGUGGAUGUGACUUGGAUUUGCAUUUGGAGCUCGGUGAAAACGAUAAGAAUGAAAAAGAUGAGGAGGGUGAGAAAGAAAAGGAGGAGGAGGAGAUAGGCCGACCGGGGGGAGAGAAUGAUGCAGAACGUAAUGAAGAACUGGAGGAAGACAAGAAGCAUGGAGAAGAGUCGGUCAUGGACGUAACUGAAGAUAGUGAAGACGACGAGAAUAUCACACCUGGCCUGUCGCUGCAGGGACUCUCCCAUGAAGAAAUCCUUGAUGUUGUUGAGAGAGUCCUGAGGCAGUGUGUUCCUGGAGUCCAUGGGGUCCAGAAUGUUCCCUCUGCGCGGCGUCCAGUUAUACGUUUUCAGCACAAGACCUCCGGCCUGAGGGGCGAUAUCACCCUGAACAACAGGCUGGCUUUACGUAAUUCUUCAUACUUGCGCCUCUGUUCGGAACUAGACCCUCGGGUGUCUCUGCUUGUGUACACUGUGCGAUACUGGGCCCGGGUGCAUCAGCUCGCAGGUAACCCACUAGGGGGCGGACCACUGUUAAAUAAUUACGCCUUGACGUUGCUUGUUGUUUUCUUCCUACAAACGAGAAGCCCUCCGGUCAUUCCUAGUCUGAGCCGUCUGAGGGAGAUUGCCAUGGACGACGCCUCCCAUGUGAUUGACGGCUGGGACUGCUCCUUUGCUUCUGACAGCACUCAGAUUCCAGUUAGUGAGAACCAGCAGAGCCUGAGUUGUCUACUUUCAGAGUUUUUUAGUUAUUUUUCUUCUCUGGACUUGCACGCCAAUAUUCUCUGCCCUUGCGAUGGCCAUCUUGUCCCUCUUCCCAUAUCCUCGCCUCCACCUCUCUGGGCUGAAGGUUUCCGUGUUGGCUCCUUUAAUGUUCAGGAUCCGUUUGAGUUGAACCACAAUAUCUGCGGUAACGUGAGCUCCCGGAUAGCUCGCCGCUUCUCCGCUCAGUGCUCCUCUGCCGCAAAGACUUGCCGCUCUUCUUCAUACCAGUUGCGAUCUUCAUCCCGUCCCUGGGGCGUCACCUUAUUAAUACAGCCUUCAUCUUCUGACGGGGACAGGGCUCAGGGGACAGACCUCUCUAUAUCUACCGGGGCGGCUUCCUUGGAGGAAGUAUCUUCAGCCCUGAAGACUGUUUUAGUAGAGGUUUUACUGUGCAGCUGUCAUCAGGAUAGUGGAAAGGAUGGCGCCGGCGUGAAAAGCGGUGAAGAAAGUGACCAUGAGGUACCCUGUGUGGGAGAGCUUGUCAUUGAGGAUAAAGAAACUGAGCCAAAAGGGGAAGAUGUGCGCGAAGAGGGAACGAAAAAUGAGAGGAAACGAGAAAGUCCAGACGAAAUCCAGAGCACCAGCCCAAAAAAGAGAAGGAUAGAAAAUGAAGGUGGUGGUGAUGAUGGUGUAAAUGAUCGGCAAAGACAUAUUUCCGAGAAGCCUCAUCGUAAAAAAGGAAAGUCACCGAAAAUGCCUAAAAAGCCUACAGAAGAAGGCGUGCUGUCCAUAAAGAUGGACGUCUGGCAUCGGGUCUGGGAGGGCCGGCGCAAGGUGCGGAGGAACAUGGAGGAGAAAGAGGCACAGGGCAUAAAAAUGGAGACUGCGGUGUCGCGGGCCCUGUCUGCGGGCGCUAUAGAGGGGGGCAGCCCGAUAAUGCAGAUCACCCUAAAAACCCAGCUGGGCCCUGGGGGAAAUGCGCAUGUCCGUCUGUCCGCAGAGUCCGAUGACCAUGGCUGUAGCACCACCUUUUUUCACUUUUUGAAGGUCUUUUUGCCCCGUAUGGUGGAAGAGGUUCUAAGCCAUAAAGAUUAAAUGGAUUUGUGAAAGGUUCAAGAUGUUGCGUAAGGUUAGGUCGGCCCCAUAGCUGCCAUUGGGCAGUGUGUAUUAAAGGGGUACUCCGGUGGAAAAUAUAAUUUGUUUUUUAAAUCAACUGGUGCCAGAAAGGUAAACAGAUUUGUAAAUUCCUUCUAUUAAAAAAUAUUUGUCCUUCCAGUACUUAUUAGCAGCUGUAUGCUACAGAGGAAAUUCUUUUAUUUUUUUUUAAUUUCUUUUUUGUCUUGUCCACAGUGUUCUCUGCUGACACCUGAUGUCCGUAUCAGGAACAGUCCAGAGCAGGAGUAAACAUUGGUAAACAUUCUGCUCUGGACAGUUCCCGACACGGGCAGAGGUGUCAGCAGAGAGCACUGUGGAUAAGACAAAAAAAGAAAUUCAAAAAGAAAAGGAGGAAAUCCCCAUAGAAAACAUAUGCUGCUCUGGACAGUUCCUAAAAUGGACAGAGAUGUCAGCAGAGAGCACUGUGCUCGUGAUGUCAGCAGAGAGCUCUGUGUUCCAAAAAGAAAAGAAUUUCCUCUGUAGUAUUCAGCAGCUAAUAAGUACUGGAAGGAUUAAGAUUUUUUUUAAUAGAAGUCAUUUACAAAUCUGUUUAACUUUCUGGCACCAGUUGAUUUAAAAAAUAAAUAAAUAAAUCCACUGGAGUACCCCUUUAAUUCUGUAUCCCACAUGGGCAAUGUGACUUGAAGGUUUCCACUUCCUUCCAUUUGUAAGCAAGAAAGUACUCGCUAGAGAUGAGCGAACUUACAGUAAAUUCGAUUCGUCACGAACUUCUCUGCUCGGCAGUUGAUGAC